Ectocarpus sp. CCAP 1310/34 is the source of this 651-nucleotide messenger RNA. NCBI's taxonomy places the organism in Eukaryota, Phaeophyceae, Ectocarpales, Ectocarpaceae. The record is from the annotation of a GenBank genome assembly.
AUGAUGUUUCCCGGAGAGACAGAGUGGGGAGAUGGGCUCGGCGGCGUUCUCUUCGGUGCGCCGGCACAGAACAAGGGCCAAGAGGAAGAAAGGGCGACUGGAGCUGAAGCCGCCGGACUUCCCGAUUCCCGACCAUGGUGGUGGAACCCAAAGGAAGCGCGCUACACCUUGCAGUUCAAGGUGGAUGCCGUGAGGUACUCGCGGAGAAAGCUCAAGGGGGCGCAAGGACCGGGCGGGACUGUUGGCGUAACAUACGCCAGCAGGAUCCUCAAGAUCCCCGACAAGGCCACGUUGGCGGCGUGGGUCAAGGACGUCGACAAGUACGAAGCCGCGCUUGCGGAGGAGACCAAGUACUCGCGAGUGAAGGGCAGGAAGAAAGCCAAGCACCGCAUGUCGCUGAACGUCGGACGGACUAGGACGCACACGGACGCCGAACGCGAGGUCGUGGACUGGAUCAAUGAUCUGCGUUCUGACGGCAUCUCCGCACGUGUCUCGACGAGGAUGAUCAAGAACUAGGCCACGGAACUCAACCCGAACUUCUUCGGGGAGAGGCCGCCGACGUCCGACAUCGAGGGCAACUUGCGGUACACCCGCAAGAAGACCGCGUGGUGCAGAAGGUUUCUCAGGGUCUACCGCUUUUCUGUGCGAGCC